AUGCAUCGACUGAAGGCAGACGAGGGAUACUUGGUCGGCAAGGGGCUUCCCCCAGUUGCCGCUUAUCUCACGAUUGAUCAGAUAAUUGACACCGCGCUACAGCAUAAUGUGGAUGCCAUUCACCCCGGUUACGGCUUCCUGUCCGAGCGGGCUGAUUUCGCACGAGCUUGUAACCAUGCAGGAAUAGCUUUUAUUGGCCCAAGUCCAGAUGUUAUGGCACGUAUGGGAGAUAAGGUGGCAGCUCGUCAAGCUGCUAUUGAAGCUGGUGUGCAAGUGGUACCCGGAACCCCAGGACCAAUUACCACAGCUGAAGAAGCAAUAGAGUUUGCCAAGCAAUACGGAACACCUAUCAUCCUGAAAGCUGCCUACGGUGGCGGUGGACGCGGCAUGCGCAGAGUUGAUAACGUCGACGAUGUAGGAGAAUCAUUCCGACGUGCGUUCUCCGAGGCACAAGCCGCAUUUGGAGAUGGGUCAUUAUUCGUUGAGAAGUUUGUGGAACGACCUCGACACAUAGAAGUCCAACUUCUGGGUAUGUUUGAGAAUCCUUGA
Cooperia oncophora is the source of this 549-nucleotide messenger RNA. The record is from the annotation of a GenBank genome assembly. NCBI's taxonomy places the organism in Eukaryota, Metazoa, Nematoda, Chromadorea, Rhabditida, Trichostrongylidae.